Astyanax mexicanus (Mexican tetra) is the source of this 1068-nucleotide messenger RNA. RefSeq lists its product as uncharacterized. The record is from RefSeq and is a predicted model, not a curated record. The transcript is spliced from 2 exons. NCBI's taxonomy places the organism in Eukaryota, Metazoa, Chordata, Actinopteri, Characiformes, Acestrorhamphidae. Bases 422 to 778 code for a protein of 118 amino acids.
AAAUUAGCAGACUAUAUGUACAGCUACACAGCCUACCCCAAAGGCCUUCAGACUGGUCAGGUAGCAGAGGCUUUAGUGAAAAAGCACCCAUGUCUGACAGAACCAGGCAGUCGUAAUGGAUGGAUAGGAUGGAUGUAUAGUCUCAAGUACAAGAUGGGAAAUUACAGAUCAAAGCUCAGAAGUUUUGGAUUCCCUGAGGUUACCUGCAACUCAUUUAAGAACAAGCACCCUGAUGACCAGUCUCCUGCAAAAAAUAUAGAGAAAGCAAGGAAAGGAGAAGUGCUGUUUCUUCCACACUAUCCAGUAGGAGACAGCAAGGAACAGCAAGAGCUGGACUGAUGUCAAUUAAUUGCCAAAUCAAAGAAGAAAGACAGCACAGCCAUCAAGGACUUGAUGUGUAGAACAUUCGCACAUAGAAGACAUGAUGUCGUUACCCUACUCAAUAUCUCAAUACCCUGCUCAAUACCCUGCUCAAAUGAGUACUCUUCUUCAGCUGGCAGAGGAGGUGAUGAAGAUAUACCUGCUGCGGAAUCAAGAAGAGUCAAGUGAAGAAUCUCCUGAUGUAGGGAUUGUGAUUGAGGGCACCACUGUCCUCAGCGGUCUUGAGGAUCUUAGCAGAGCCUGUUGCUAUUUGUUGGGACUGACCUAUGCCUUGGAUCUGAGAUACCCCAAGAAUCUCAAAUACAGUUUUGAGUUUUUCCAAAAAGUACUGCUGGAGCUGGAUUCUGGAAACCUUUCCACUAAGGUUCAAAGAUUCAAAAACUACCUGCAUGUGUAGUUUCAAAGUACUGAUCAGAGAAAUCUUGCUGUUGGAAUUUUCCAUUGUCAAUGUAUAUCUGAGGGAAGAGUCCACUGUUCUCUUUAAAUGCAGGUGGAUAUUUCCAGUGGUAAAAUACUAUUUGGACUGGAAUUGAUUACUUGUUUAAAACCCAUCUUCUAUACCAUUUUGAGUUUUUGAAUCACAGCCUGGGAUUUGACAAGAGACUAAUACAAAAUGUGAAAUGUAGCAUUUGUCCUCAAUUAGCAAUUUCAUAUUUUAAGCCUGUUAACUCUUUUCAAGAUAAGAGA